AUGUGGCGCUUUGGGGUUCGAGCUUGUGUGGCCACUGCGGCACUUCGCUAUCAUGCCGGCGACAGCUUUCGUUUUCUCACGACUGACAUGAACGCUGAUACCAUCAUCGAGGUGGCGAAGAGGCGUAGCGCGUUUGACGAGACCUCCAUACGGAGUGCGGUGCAGUUCUUUACAGGCGACCUCACCGACGGCUCCUACGGCCGCUGCUACUCCGAGGAUGAAGCGGCAAGCCACGUCAUGGGAUUUCUCUGCGCCAAGGCAAAGCAAAUGAUGGGAGAACCAUUUGAGCACGUUCACGAAACAGAAGACUCUGCCUUUUACAUUUGCGCACACGAUCAUGCAAGCCAACUCCGUACUGUUCGACGCCUUUCAAUGUUUGUGGGUCGUGAAAAGAAACCAAAGCAGUCUAUUUCUAUGCGUGGAUACACCACCGACGGCGGCUCCACCUGCGUCUACACCGCCAAAUGGCAGCCGUUUGUGAACCCAAACCCAGCACCAGAAGAGAGGGAUAUUAAGCAGCUUGCAAGCCGUGUUUUCCUUGAAGAACGCUCACCAGAGCUGCAGAAGCGCUAUGAGGAACUUCUGGAACGUUUUGAUGAUUCCGUUGGGCCUGUCUUUACGGUCCUUGAGGGAGAAGGUGGUGAAAUGUGUUUCUCCAUGGCCAUCGCAGCCGAUCGCAACUACUACCUGGCAUCCCUUAUGGCCAUCAUACAAGAAAUUCCAGGAGCGGUGGUGCAUCGCUGCUUUUCGGAGACCUUUUCAAGUGGUGUUCAUAUUUACACGCUUUACGUCGCGGGCGCCUCGAGUGCGCAGCUACAGGAUCGUGCGUCGAUGGUGGGCCUGCUCCCCAAUCGUCCUCCCAACUCCAUCACCCGCCUACACGAGGAUCUCGUGUUCAACGUGGAGCAGAGCGUCUUUACCGAUUCAGCCCUUGUGUUUGCCUUUUACUUUACGCCAAACCCCACCUCGGACGACUACCGUCACCUUCGGACAGUUCUUUCAAGGGAAUCGACUGGCAUCAACCGUCUCAACUCCCUACGCAACUCCUUAACGCUCGAGAUGAUGUCAGAACGGUACAUUGGUACCCUCAUCAGCCAGUACCCGGAGUAUAUGAUCGAAAUCUACGAAGACUUCCGCCGUGGCACCACACCUGUGUCACGUCAGGCCAUUGAAAAGAAAAUUGUCGAUCGCUUCAGAGAAGACCAGCGUCCGAUGCAUGACGUUGAAAUUUUCAAGUCCUUAUUGCGCUUUAAUGAGGUUGUUGUGAAGCACAAUUUCUUUAAAAAGGAGAAGGUGGCACUUUGCUUCCGUCUUGACCCGUCAUUCCUUAAGGAGCUUGAGUAUCCACGUGUGCCGCACGGCGUUUUUCUUCUUGCUGGUGGACAAUGGCGUGGAUUUCAUGUGCGGUUUACCGAUAUCGCCCGUGGUGGUAUACGUAUAAUUUUGUCGAAGGAAAAUGCAUACCGGCGCAACAAGAGGUCGGUGUUUCAGGAGAACUACAAUCUUGCCUACACACAGCUCUUGAAGAACAAGGACAUUCCAGAGGGAGGAAGUAAAGGGACGAUUCUUGUUUCAAGCCGCUAUCUGACCCGUUUUGAUUAUUCUCGUUGCCAAAGGGUUUUUCUACAAUAUACGGAUGCCCUGCUGGAUACCAUUUUGCCAGGUGAAUCCGGCAUUGUAGAUAACUUGAAGCAGACGGAAAUAUUGUUCUUGGGUCCAGACGAGAAUACGGCAGGGACCUUUCCCUCCGACGGCGCUUUGCAUAGCAAGCGGCGCGGGUACUCCGCAUGGAAGUCUUUCACCACUGGAAAAGACCCCUCCAUGGGUGGUAUUCCCCAUGAUGUGUACGGUAUGACAACUCGCUCCGUGCGCACCUUUGUGCGUGGCGUGUACAGCAAACUUGGUCUGAAGGAGGAGGAGAUGACAAAGUUCCAGACCGGUGGGCCCGAUGGGGACCUUGGCUCUAACGAAAUUCUUCAAAGCCGGGAAAAACUGGUGGCGAUUUCCGACAUCUCCGGCUCACUGCAUGACCCCAAUGGAAUUGAUCGGGAGGAGUUAAAACGCCUGGCGUUGCGCCGCCUGCAGCUGUCUCACUUUGACAAAUCUAAACUUUCCCCAAAAGGAUUUUUGGUGUUGACGGAGGAUAAAAAUGUGGUUCUGCCAGAUGGAACUUACGUAGACGACGGUGCCCUGUUCCGUGACGAGUUUCACUUUACAAAGUACACCGAGGCCGAUGUGUUUGUCCCAUGUGGUGGCCGCCCCCGCAGCGUCACACUGGCGAAUGUCGGUCGCUUCCUGAAGGUGCCCGAUGUCGAGGGGGAGGCCAUGCUGGCGGGCAAGUUUCAAAUGCCAGAGUCCCUCAAGUUUAAGAUUAUUGUGGAGGGGGCAAAUCUAUUCAUUUCUCAGGACGCCCGUUUGGCGCUGGAGCGCUGUGGUGUUGUCCUGUUUAAGGACGCGUCAGGUAACAAGGGCGGGGUUACCUCCUCCUCACUUGAGGUAUACGCGGGACUGGCUCUCUCAGAUGAGGAGCAUGCCAAAUACAUGUGCGUCCAAAACCCAGAGAAGGUGCCGGAGUUUUACAAGAAUUACGUGAACGACAUCAUUGCCCGCAUUGAGAAUAAUGCCCAGCGAGAGUUCGACGCCAUCUGGCGCGACCACGAGUCCCACCCUGGGACUCCAAAGACAAUUAUUGCGGAUGCUCUUAGUGGGAAGAAUGUACAAAUGCGUGCUAGCAUGCUUGCAAGCGACGCAUUUAAGAAUCAAAAACUUGUACGUUAUAUUCUUCAACAUUACACUCCCAAAACACUGCUUGAGGUGGUGCCACUGGACUUGUUGAUGCAGCGGGUUCCCGUUGCCUAUCAGCAUGCCAUUUGUGCCAUGUGGCUUGCAUCCGAGUACGUGUACUCCACAGGCAUGGACAGUAACGAGUUUGACUUUUUCUCGUUCAUGAGCAUACACAUUGAGCGCGCCUCAGCCAUGGCUAAGGGGAAGUGA
Molecule: messenger RNA, 2994 nt
Organism: Trypanosoma rangeli
Lineage: Eukaryota; Euglenozoa; Kinetoplastea; Trypanosomatida; Trypanosomatidae
Product: glutamate dehydrogenase
Exons: 1
Coding region: 1-2994 (997 amino acids)
Biological process (GO): L-glutamate catabolic process
Cellular component (GO): mitochondrion
Molecular function (GO): L-glutamate dehydrogenase (NAD+) activity
Source: RefSeq, a predicted model, not a curated record